AUGGGUGAAACAAAUGGAUCAAGCACGCCUCUUGGCGAUCUGAACAUCAACCCUGGCCAGGUGCGCCCCGGAGGUGCGCCCGCACGCGUCUAUCUGAACGAGAAAGUUGUGCCGCAUCUACUCGAUGGAAUGAAGUCCGUCGCAAGAGAACAACCUGCAAAUCCUCUCCGCGUGCUCGGCGAGUUCUUGCUUCAAAAAAGCAAUGAAUUAGAGGGUGAGGCCAAGAAGGAGUCCGAGUAG
Penicillium brevicompactum is the source of this 240-nucleotide messenger RNA. RefSeq names its product DPY30/SDC1 family protein. The record is from RefSeq and is a predicted model, not a curated record. The coding region runs from base 1 to 240 and encodes 79 amino acids. Lineage: Eukaryota; Fungi; Ascomycota; Eurotiomycetes; Eurotiales; Aspergillaceae. The transcript is spliced from 2 exons.